AUGGUCAAGGUCAGAAUUUCAGUUCUUAUUGCUUUCAUAAUUACAUUGAUAUUAGCUGGUUACCUCGGGUUUUCACUGAUACAAUUGAUUCACGAUAAACUAAUUCAUUUCAUCAUAUUUUGCAUUUUAACAAUAGAAUUUUAUUUCAUAUUCGAUACACAAUUUAAAUCAUUAAAAUUAGUUCGAUAUUUAACAUUUUUUAUAUGUACUAUAGGAGGUAGUAUAAGUCUGGAAAUUAUUCAAAAUUUAAUAAAUAAAGAUCGAAUAUUUGAUCCAAUUGAUAUUUUAUCAAAUGUUUUAGGUAGUUUAUUAGGUUUAAUUUUAUCUAUAUUAUAUCAAAAUUAUCGUAAAAGUUUAGCUAAAAAGGAAAGGUUAAAAUAUCAUAAAUUAAUGAAUAAUAGUUCAAAUGGAGUAGAAGAAAAUGCUGUAUUGAAUGAUCAAGAAGAUGAAUUAGAUUUGGGUAAUAGUGGUAGAACUACUCCAAGUGAUUACGUAAAUAUACAAUUGAAAGAUGUUUAA
Messenger RNA from Lodderomyces jiufengensis, 519 nucleotides. RefSeq lists its product as uncharacterized. Bases 1 to 519 code for a protein of 172 amino acids. The record is from RefSeq and is a predicted model, not a curated record. The transcript has 2 exons. Lineage: Eukaryota; Fungi; Ascomycota; Pichiomycetes; Serinales; Debaryomycetaceae.